UGUGAAGGGAACCGGUCUAAAGACCUUCAGCAAGCCUGAAGAGCUGAAGUCAGAUCAGAAACCUCCAUAAACACCAGGAGAAGUGAUGAUACCAUCUGCUCUGACUGUCACAAUGUAGUAAAAUAAAGAAGCAACAAACUAAUCUCGUUACCAUAACAACCGGUUCCUCCUUCUGUUGAUGACGUCGCACCGCCUGCACUGUUUAUUCUUGUUUUCUUUUUUUUUUUUUUUUUUUUAGCCGCAGCUGCUAACUAGAACUGAAUCUGGUGUUUAGACAUGCUCUGACUUUACGGCUGACAGGAUUGGAGGACAGGGAUGGCAGUCUUUGCACUGACCAUGAUGGAUGGGUUGGGGGAUGAGGUAGCAGCAGCGGGGGGCAUGUUGCUCCUUGGCUUGGCCCUCAUCUUGGCUUGGCUUUCCACCCACGUAGCUGAUCGAGGAGACCACAUACUGGGCACCAUCCUCACAGUGGGCGCUCACGCCUCUCUCAUAGGACUGGGAGGUCACGACAACUACAGCGGAGGGCCCGCUGGCGCCGAUGCCCCUGAGCAGCAGACCCCUCCACCUUCACAGGAAAACAAGCCAGACGACAGUGAGCCUGAGACUGAGAGAGGAGAGGGUGAGGGGACAGGAGAAGGAGCUGGAGCUGAAGGGGUGUGGACUGAUCUUCUGCUGGACAUACAGAGCAAAAAACCUCAGGCUGGAAGGCUGCAUGCUUCUGAUGGAGAGGAGGAUGAACGUGAUGAGGUGGAGGAGGAUGAUGAUGAUGAGGAGGAGGAGGAAGUGGAGGAUUUAAAACGGGUAGAUAAAAAGCAAGUAAAGCCUACACCAGUUCUGACCAGAACCAUCAUCGCUACCACUGGGACGACUACCUCCAUCUCUGUUCGGUUGAAGUUUUUAAAUGACUCAGAAGAAGUGGCUGUGGUGGAGCCACAUGAUACAGUAGGAAUAUUGAGAAGCAAAUGCUUUCCUGGUCGGGAGCAUCAGAUCAAAUUGAUCUUCAGAGGCCAGUUGCUGCAGGACCCCAAGAGGACUUUGUUCUCCCUAAACAUCACAGACAACAGCGUGAUCCACUGCCACAUCACCCAGUCCAUGCAAGAAGCUAGCCUGGAGGAGGGGGCUCAGCCCGGGGCAGGAACAGGGGUCUCUUCUGGGCCCUCGGGAGGAUUGAGAGCUGCAAGUGUGGCCAUCAGCACCAGCAGCCUGGUGGUGCCUGUGUUUGUGGUGAUCCUGGCUGUGGUGUGGUACUUUCGUAUCAACUACAGGCAGUUCUUCACCGCCCCCGCGACCAUCUCCCUUGUGGGAGUCACUGUGUUUUUUAGCUUUCUCAUUUUUGGGAUGCACAGCCGCUGAGAAGGCGGCGACUUGGCUCUCACAUGCAGUAAAAUAUUGUAAAGCUUCAAAUAAAAGAAGAAAGAUGAACUGAUGCUGCAACAAGGUGAGCCUGUUAGGAAAAAGCUGUACUGUUUAAAUGCAGUUAAUAAGGAUUAACUGCACCAUUAUUUUUUCAGUUUGGACUAUGUGGUCACCACCAUGUUUAAAACACUUAGUCUCAUAUUUAACUGGUAGAAUUUCAUGAAACUUGCUUGAGCGAGGUUCUGGUUUCUAAACAAGAACUCCUUUAAAGCCACUGACUGUUGCGCGUCGCCACUUUGACUCAUAUUAUUUGAAUGAAUAGAAACAAACAGUGCAAACGCCUGCGAGCGAGCCCAAGACUUGCUGCUUUGUAGAAAUAUGCUCAUUAAAGCAUUUACUCAACACGUUUCGGAGAAAAAUCUGUAUAAAUGUUUCUUGUAAAUAAUAAGUUAGCAUCAGAUGAAGCGAUGUCUGGCUCUUACAGACUCCUCCUGGUUAUACUGGACUUGUCUUGUUUCAGGUGGAUCUAACAUUAAAGCAUUUCCAACCAAA
Molecule: messenger RNA, 1908 nt
Organism: Nothobranchius furzeri (turquoise killifish)
Lineage: Eukaryota; Metazoa; Chordata; Actinopteri; Cyprinodontiformes; Nothobranchiidae
Gene: tmub2
Product: transmembrane and ubiquitin-like domain containing 2
Molecular function (GO): protein binding
Source: RefSeq, a predicted model, not a curated record